Messenger RNA from Labrus bergylta (ballan wrasse), 2362 nucleotides. RefSeq names its product CDK5 regulatory subunit associated protein 1 (gene cdk5rap1). Gene Ontology annotation, biological process: negative regulation of cyclin-dependent protein serine/threonine kinase activity; tRNA modification. Gene Ontology annotation, cellular component: mitochondrion. NCBI's taxonomy places the organism in Eukaryota, Metazoa, Chordata, Actinopteri, Labriformes, Labridae. The record is from RefSeq and is a predicted model, not a curated record. Gene Ontology annotation, molecular function: 4 iron, 4 sulfur cluster binding; methylthiotransferase activity.
UACUUCCAUCUUUGCUGCUGGCGCAUAUCAAACAGGCACCGCUCAAGAUAGAUAUCUCAGUUAUUAAAAUAGAUACUCUAUAGUUAAUAUAAAUCCCUUUGGGGUUGAAUUUCUGCCGGCACUAAAACGUUCAUCACUUCCCAAUUUUCAAUGAUUUGAUAGCGAAACGCGCUUCAUGUUUUUAAAUAACGAUACGGUGGAGAUACUCAUCUUGACUUUAAGACAUCUUUGGAACCAAAAGACGUGUGUGUCUGAAUUACACACCCAUGCUUUUAAACAACACAGCACGUACCCGCACAGCUUCUAAUUCAGUUUUAAUUAAGCAGCAAUUAGAGUAUAUUUUCUGGCGUAUGGUCUAAAUAAAAAUGGAGUUCCUUAUGACUUUAAAACCUUUUUUUAAAUGCACCAUUCCCAAACACUGGACACCAUAUAUCAGAUGUAUCCAGCCGAGACACUGUUGCAACUUAUCCAACACCAAAGAGACUUCAGGAGAGAAGAGGAACACUGUGCAGGAGUUCAAGUCCCAGCUGUCUUCUGGUCCAACUUUGCAGGAUUUCAUUCAUGGACUUCCAGUGAGGAAGACUUCUGCCUCUGAUGGGCAGCACUCCCAUGAACAAAGUUAUUUUUCUGAGGAAUUGGGCAACUCAAGAAAAGUGUUCUUUGAAACCUAUGGCUGUCAGAUGAAUGUAAGCGACACAGAGAUAGCCAGCUCCAUCCUGCAGAGCAAAGGAUACCAACGGACCGGGACCUUAAGUGAGGCUGACGUUGUUCUUCUUGUAACAUGCUCCAUCAGAGAAAAAGCAGAACAGACAAUUUGGAACAGACUACAACAACUUACAGCGAUGAAGAAGAGACGGUUAAAGACGCAUGCGCCAAUGAAAAUUGGAAUUUUAGGGUGCAUGGCAGAGCGGCUAAAGACCGAGCUGUUGGAGAGGGAGAAGCUUGUCGAUGUCAUUGCUGGACCAGAUGCCUACAGGGACCUUCCCCGCCUCUUGGCCGUGGCUGACGGAGGCCAUCAGGCGAGCAAUGUGCUGCUGUCGUUGGAGGAGACCUACGCGGACAUCAUGCCUGUCCACCAUGCUCCUCAUGGAUACAGCGCCUUUGUCUCCAUCAUGCGGGGCUGUGACAACAUGUGUAGCUACUGCAUUGUCCCCUUCACCAGAGGCAGAGAGAGGAGUAGACCCAUCAGCUCCAUACUUGAGGAAGUUCGUAUACUCUCUGACCAGGGUGUGAAGGAGGUGACUCUCCUGGGUCAGAAUGUGAACAGCUACAGAGACACAUCAGAGGAACAGUUCUGUGGCCCAGAUCCGACCCAACUCAGCCGGGGAUUCAAGACCAUCUACAGGACAAAACGGGGAGGCCUGCGCUUCUCUGACCUGCUGGAUCGAGUGUCACAAAUUGAUCCUGACAUGAGGGUCAGAUUCACUUCCCCGCAUCCGAAGGAUUUUCCUGACGAGGUUUUGCAUCUGAUUGCUGAACGGGGGAACAUUUGUCAGCAGAUCCACCUUCCAGCUCAGAGUGGGAGCACCGAGAUCCUUAAAGCAAUGCGCCGUGGGUACAGCAGAGAGGCGUACCUUGAGCUUGUGGAGAACAUCAGGAGAAUUAUCCCAGAGGUGAGUCUCAGCAGUGACUUCAUCUCAGGCUUCUGUGAAGAAACAGAAGACGAUCACCAGCAGACCCUGUCUCUGAUCAGAGAGGUGGGUUACAAUGUGGGAUUUCUGUUCGCCUACAGUAUGAGAAAGAAAACGCACGCCUUCUAUCGGCUACAAGACGAUGUACCAGCAGAGGUGAAGCGGCGGAGGCUGGAGGAGUGCAUCAGUGUGUUCAGAGAGGAAGCAGCAAGGGUCAACUCUGCUCUCGUCGGAAGCACACAGCUUGUCCUGGUGGAAGGAGAAAGUAAAAGAUCUGCCAAGGACCUGUGUGGGAGAACUGAUGGAAAUAUGAAAGUGAUAUUCCCCAAAGAGGAUGUUGCUGUUCAUACUGCAGAAUGCAACACUGCUCCAGUCAAUGUUGGAGACUACGUGUUGGUAAAGAUAUUGUCGUCCACGUCCCAAAGCCUGAGAGGCCGAGCUGUCAGCCUCAGCACACUGAAACAGGAGACGUUGCCCCGGCAAGAGCUCGAUGAACAUUUGGCCUCAGACGCUACAAUGAUUGAAAACAGCCCUUGACUGACACAGAUGACACCAUGCAAACAAAACUAUCACACUGUCUUCUUCUCUUCAAUGACUUGACGAUACAUGGAGGCUAUUCAUACUGUAAUUUCAGUUGUACUACAGUCAGGCUGGACUCUUGAUGAGUGUUAUUCUUAUUUAUAAAGUCACUAUGUUUGUACAUAUAAUAAAGCUUGAGAUGCAGAAAACUA